Colias croceus (clouded yellow) is the source of this 1075-nucleotide messenger RNA. RefSeq lists its product as uncharacterized. The transcript is spliced from 4 exons. Lineage: Eukaryota; Metazoa; Arthropoda; Insecta; Lepidoptera; Pieridae. The coding region runs from base 242 to 1018 and encodes 258 amino acids. The record is from RefSeq and is a predicted model, not a curated record.
AUAACGUGUAGAGCGCUACUUCGGCAAGUAUUUUAAAAUUGUGCGAAAAGUAAACAACACAAUUAAAUGAAAAUGAUUACGCAAUCAUGUCCAUAAAACCCGAAUCCAAUAAACGAUCAAAUCGAUGUUGCGAAAUCGUCGGAAUUCGAUUUGCCCUGAAUUUCAAACAAAUGGUUAUUCGUUCUGGUCUCGUCGCAGAAUUUUACAAAUUCCCAACUCCUGGAGAACGAAGUAGGUGACAAUGUAUCGCUUGCUGCUGCUCGUCUGCUUGUCGCUGGCGCGGGGCCGGGACGCCAGAUUCUUCAAGACGCUGCCGACAGUCACCAACUCGCUGGUCAAUCUUGGCAAGAUGGAUAUCGCCUUCUAUAUCAACGCGAAACCGCAAGAUCUCAAGUCGGACGUGGCACAUACAAACACAUUCCUGACCCCCUCGGAGGCAGCUGACGAGCCGUGUCCCUGCUCGAGCCUGAAGUACUUCAAGGACGCGUCCCGCAGCCAGCCCUCCGACAUCCUCAGCAGGAUCCUCACCAACAACGACCUCUUCUCCUUCCGCGAACCCAGCAUGUCCACUCUAUGCUGUGACUCUCAUGAACAGGUGCGAGAAGAUUCAAUUGUAUUCGAAUUUGGGCCAAAACAGAGUCAAAUGAUUGCCAACCCCGCGCCGUCGAGCCGCUUCCCGAUACCCUUCCUCAUUGACAACCUGAUUGCCAAUAAACCAUUCAACACUCAGACUUCGCCGACGAAACAUAAGUUUGUCGAACUACUCCUGUUUCCACAGAAAAAGGAAAUCGCAUUGGAUUUGGGAAAAAUAAUGAAAAAGAAAGAUAUCCAUAAAGAAGGUACUAUAAAAAUAGUUGGAGACAAGGAAAUUCGAAAUGACUUCAAAACAAUGAAAUUCAUACCGCCUCUGUCGGCUUCCGUUAAGAAGGAUUUAACGGUUCAAGAGAAUAAAAAUAAGAUAGACAUCAACAAACAGGACGAAGCCAACGCUAACACUAGCAAGGCUAAUGUUGUUUAAGCAGCUCUGUCAGAUUGUUUAUUAAAUCUUAAUGAAUAAAACGAGUAAAAUAAAUUA